Molecule: messenger RNA, 3439 nt
Organism: Bursaphelenchus okinawaensis
Lineage: Eukaryota; Metazoa; Nematoda; Chromadorea; Rhabditida; Aphelenchoididae
Source: the annotation of a GenBank genome assembly
AUGUAUGGCCAUGACAGUGAUAACGAAAGCUCAACAUCGAAGGAAACGACUAAGGCGGGUCCGAGUCAAAAGCCAGUAAUCGUGACAAAGGUUGAUACACGACAAGCAAUUACUGAGGCGUAAGUUGGUUAAUAACAUGUUGGUAUUUUAGGCAUUGUAUAAUUAAAUGGUAGUAUAUUAGAUAACUUAAUGAUAGGGUGGGUUUUAUGUAAUGUUUGGUUAUAUUGUAGUAGGGUAGACAACUUUCUGUGUUAUAAAUGCGCCUAAGGAUUAAGUUUGUAAUUGUGUUGCUCAUUAGUUGUUACUGAAUAUCCCUACUAUAAUACAAAUUUUCAGUGCCAGUCAAUCCAAGCCAGCAGCAGCACCACGAAAAUCAAGUGGCACAAGCAAGGGUACAGCUCAAACCGAUAAGGAAUUUGGAAUAAAUCAGCCGAAAACCCCAGAAAUUAGAAGAAAAGGCAUGGAGAAGAAGAAAAGUAACAGUAGUUUUGAACCUUCCGAGAACUUUGCUACUCGACGACCAUCGCUGGGGUCUUGUAAGUGACGUUUUACACAUUUUAUGUUAUGAACAACAUAUAAAAAUGCCAUUUUAAAAUAGGAGGUACCUCAAUAAAAGUAUCAUUUUCAGUAGAAAACAUAACCGGCCCAAACUCAAUGGCAGUUCACCUCUUUCCACGAUUAAGCGAGACCAACCUGGGUUACCAUGACAUUCAUUGGAAUUACGAUUGGCUCAGUAAUAUAAGCCUAAAGGAUGUGGCUGGACUGGAACCGAGCAAGGCUAUGGUAAGGAAUGUCGUUACACAAUAGGAAAUGGCCAGAACUUUUUUUGAAAAGUUUAGAAUUGCAAGAAUUUGGUUUAUAAAGCUUAAAGUUGCAAGAACUUUCUUUACAAGACAUAAAAUGGCAAUAACUUUCUUUACGAAACUUUUUAAAAAGUUUAACUUUAUUUUACUAAAAAUACAAUUUCCAGGACCUCCGGCUAUUCAAAAGACAUGUUCGCGUUUCAAACACUUUCAAAUUCAGUAAACUCCAACUGACCGGUAAACCCCAAGUCGACUUGGAAAGCCGUGACAUUGAGUCCUUCUUUCUUAAAAUCUGUUUAAUCGACCAACUUCACGACCAGAAAUUGGUCUCAAAUGAUUUAAGACUGCUAAUAGAUCUUUACCAUUCAAGGAUAAGAUCAAUAUCAACAUGGUGCACGAAUGCCGCUCAGUAUUCCGCUUUGAUUAGGUCGAAUUACCGACAACCGGAAGUGGUCGUUCGGAUCGAGCUGUUUCAUCAAAACGUCAGUUGCGGUCAUCAUGACAUUCCUUUAUUGAAUAGUCAAGGAAAUUGCUGCUUGGAGGUGAGUUUUUUAUUGUACUUUGUACUGUAUACUCAAAAAUAGAAUUUUUAAACGAAAAAAGGGUAAAUCUAAUAAUUUCUAAAAUCGAUACCGAUAUAAAGUUAUACCUCCACUUUGAUGAAGUGUAACUCUUGGAAUAAUAUUUCAAACUUGACAAAAUUUUUAAAAUUAGUAAAUCGGAUCAUUUAAAGUCUUUUGUCUGAAUUUCGUGAGUUAUUGUAAGGAAUUCUAUUUUUAACUUUUAUAUUGUAUACCUCAACUUCGAACAAGCAUAAAUUUUGCCAAAAUUAACCUAGUGCAAUAAAAUUUUAUAGAUAAAUAGAAAAUAGACUGGGCAACAUCUGUACAAAAUUUUUACCAGAUUCAUUUGUAACUUUAGAAGUUAUGCACGAUCAAAGUUGUAGAACGUCGCGACGCGUCGAGCUUAUAGCGGAUUUUGUGAUAUUUAAUGUCUGGCAUUUUCUUUAGACGCUACAACAAUAUAUAAAAGACUAAAAUUCGUUUUACUUUUAUGUUAUGAAAAAAAUAUCGUCAUUUCUUACUUUGUAAAUCAAAUUUUAUUAUUAUCAGGUCGAAAUGUCAACAGAUCGAGUCUGCGACGAAGUGUCAGAAAAAUUAUCGGAAAAACAGAAAGUUGUUUUUUGAAGGAUAACUUUAUGUUUCCGGCAAAAAUCUCAGAGCUAGAAUUGUUUUUGAGGUUUUUUUAAUAUUUUAUAUUAUAGCUGUAACAUUUAUCUUUGUUUUUCUAUUAAAUUAUUACUUACUUAUAUAUUUUUAAGUUAUCCAUAAUCAAUGACUAACUUCUCUAACUUUCAGCCAAACAAAAUCAAGUCAUUGAGCUUCACUGACUACAAAAUUCAGCUGGAAAUCACAGAGAAUAGCUCCAAAUCAUGUCCACAAGCCGAUUAUCUUCCAGACGUAUUGAUUUGUCCGGAGAGUUGGAUCGAAAUCAUAAUGUAUUACCGAAAAAUCUGCGCUGAGGUCUUGGCCAACAGAGAAUUGUGCCCAUUCCCAAGUAGUAAGUUGACUUUGCUUUGUGUUUUUUAUUUUUAGGGGUGUGUUAGAGAAUGAAGAAUAUUUUUUGGCAAUAUUGUGGUAUGGAUAAGCGUAAAAAUGACAAAGAAAGCGAUUUUUUGCAAAAUUUUGAGGGCAAAUCUGAUGGUUUAGGUAUUAUCAAGGAUUUUAGUUGUUUUCAUUGUUGUUUUUUGGGUAUGUGCUGAACGAAAAAUCUUUGUAAAAGCUUUAUUUGAAUAAUUUUAUUCAUAAAAGUUAUUUUAUUAUGUAAGUUUUGUUGACAUUGCCGAGUUUUCGAUCAAAGACAUGGAUAAUAUCGGAAAAUAAUUUUUUAACGGCAAAUCAUUCUUUGCGCCCUUAUCUUUUGGAUUUAGAUAAUCAUUGAUAUAAUAAACAGUUUCAAAUGUUUCAGCAUACAUUGUGGAUCCAAUAGUAGCGACAUUUCCCUUCGCUUGCGAGCAACCACGUUUAAUCAACUUGUUCAUCAAGGAGCUGAAGUUACGUCAGGUGGGUAACUUCUUUUUGUUUUUUAUGGGUAAAAUACGAAUUUUCAAUUCUUUCGUUUUAUGUUAGUUAAAGCUUGAAGAGUUUUGUUUAAAAAUUUGUUUAAAAUUAAAAUACUGAGGAUGUUAUUUAUGAGGAUCAGACAACGUAUAAGAAAUAGUUUAUUUUGCUCAAAUAUUGUGAUUGUCAGUUGACAUAUAUAUUGAAUAAGCUAGUUUGAAAGAUUUACAAUUGUUAGUUGUUGGAAAUAAUCAAAUAUUUAUAUAAAAAAGAAAGAUAAUAUAAAUGUAUACUUAAAAACAAAAAAACCACAAAAAACCAAAAGAAAGAAAAAAAAACUGAAAACACUAUUUCCAGACAUACGAUGUCACAGUAUUCCGUGAUGUAUACAUGAAGUAUGUUUUCCCGUUUGUCCACACAGUCAACUUCACAAACGAUCAGAUGGUCCUCGACUGUCUGGACAGUUUACAUCGAAAUAACCACGAUUCGACCGCAUUUUUGUCUCAACAAGAAUGUCGACCGUUUUCGUUGUUUGAACAUAGUGUUCAUCUUUCUGGUUCACAUGUUGUUGACUAA